Micropterus dolomieu (smallmouth bass) is the source of this 2514-nucleotide messenger RNA. RefSeq names its product RNA-binding protein MEX3B-like. Gene Ontology annotation, molecular function: RNA binding. The record is from RefSeq and is a predicted model, not a curated record. Lineage: Eukaryota; Metazoa; Chordata; Actinopteri; Centrarchiformes; Centrarchidae. Bases 375 to 2354 code for a protein of 659 amino acids. The transcript is spliced from 5 exons.
UUGAUGCUCUCCCCCUUGCUGCAUGUGGCCUUUGAACCCAUUGUUGUGUCGCGGGUGACGUCAGUGCCGUGUGCGGGAGACGGAGCGGCGUGCGCCUGGCGAGACAAAGGCGGCGGACCGACCGGGGUCAGGCAGCAGCAGCAGAGAGCCGAGAAUCACCACUGUGUUUUUUUAACUAAAAGCCUGCUGGUUAGCUAACCCGCUAGCUCACAGCACUGGUCUCCUCCUCCUCCUGGCUGCUUCUCAUCUUUCCCUCAAGAGCUGGGCGACACGCGAAGAGAGGACCUCGUCGACAAAGGCAAGAUACAAAGAGGGUGCGCUCACUCCCAACAAAACAGGCAUCCGUGAUCUGAUGUGAGAUCCACGGAGAGACUAUGCCUAGCCCUUUAUUCCACCCCGAGAUUAUGGACCACGACGUGGUGAUCAGCAGCCAGCACAACGGGGUUGGUCUGCCCCGAGAGACAGACCAGGAGUCCCGGGAAGAGGACCACCAAGAGGCGCUCCGUUUCGCCCUGGACCAGCUGUCACUCAUGGCCCUGGAGAAGGUGGACUGUGGGGGCGGUGGUGGUGUAGGCGGCGGGCUGGUCGACACUCUGGAUGGGACCCAGGGUCCGGGCUCUGACGGCUGUAACGGCGUGGGCGGAGGGGGCUACGUGGAUCUACAGAUGCUGGAGCAUCCCAGCGGGUCCCGGGACUCGCCGACGUCCUGUUCUCCAUCCCCGGAGUACUACGGCUCAGGCGGGUACCACAUGGCCGGCUCGCACCCGAUGCUCCACGGGGAACAAAGCUCCGUCCUCUGCAGCAGGAAAAGAAGUGUCAACAUGACUGAAUGUGUGCCUGUCCCCAGCUCUGAACAUGUGGCCGAAAUCGUGGGGAGACAAGGCUGUAAGAUCAAGGCCUUGCGUGCCAAAACAAAUACCUACAUAAAGACUCCAGUCAGAGGUGAGGAGCCAGUGUUCAUCGUGACAGGACGCAGGGAGGAUGUGGAGAUGGCCAAACGCGAAAUUGUCUCUGCGGCUGAGCAUUUCUCUAUGAUCCGGGCGUCCCGCUGCAAAGCCGGAGGGUCUGGAGGAGGAGGCAGCGGCGGCAGCUCUCUUCCUGGACCUCCACACUUGCCUGGACAGACCACCAUACAGGUGAGGGUGCCCUACAGAGUUGUUGGUUUAGUUGUUGGACCAAAGGGAGCAACUAUCAAGCGCAUCCAGCAGCAGACUCACACCUACAUCGUGACACCCAGUCGAGAGAAAGACCCGGUGUUCGAGGUGACCGGCAUGCCGGAGAACGUGGACAGAGCAAGAGAGGAGAUCGAGACCCACAUCACGCUGCGAACUGGGACCUUUGUAGACCUGCAGGGAGACAAUGACUUCCACACCAACGGCACUGAUGUCAGUCUAGAAGGCCUGGGCGCCCUGAGCGGAGGACUGGGGGCAUCUCUGUGGUCCAGGGCUACUGGUCACCAUUCUGCCCCCCCUCCUCCUCCGCCCUCCCCACCUCCCCCUCUUCCCAUGUCCAUGCACCACUCCUCCAGCCGGAAGAUGUCCUCCUCGGUCGCCUAUCACACGCACAACGGUGGGAUGAGCUCAGACAACUUCAGCGCCACUCGCAAGGCCAACGAGAGAGGCAGCCCUACCAGCCCUUUUAGCACAGGCUCCAGCAGUGCUGGUGGAGGAUUCACUUUUGGGGGCGACUCCACCCCAGGGCUGGCUUCCUCAGAUGAGCUGGGCUUUGAGUUCACCGCUUCCAACAUCUGGGCACCUUUCGUCAACGGUGGAACAGGCAAUAAGACGGCCAGCUCCUCCCAGCAGCAGCCUCUGCGUCGCAACAGCAGCGGUCUGAGCGGUGGCGCCAUCACUCCACGAUUGUCUCCAACUCUGCCUCAGGACACGGGCGUGGGCCCGCUGGAUCACCCGCUGGCCCGUCGUGCCCAGAGCGAUCCCCUCAGCACUCUCUCCUGGCUACAGUCUGGCAGCGCAGGAGGCGGCUCCUUCUCUGGGGCGUCAAGCUCCAGCUCUGGCGGCUCGUCGACCGGUUACUCCUCCUGCUCGGCGUCCUCUCUGCCAGGCGGCUCGCCCACUGACUCCGAGGGAGGCGGCAGUGCCGUGGGUCUCAGCUCUGGGAUGCUGAGCCGGCUGAAAGGCGGCUCAGGCCCCGGGGUCACAGGCCUGGUCGGCGUCAGCCCCGGGAUCAACAGGGACUGCUUUGUGUGUUUCGAGAGCGAGGUGACAGCAGCCCUGGUGCCUUGUGGCCACAACCUGUUCUGCAUGGAGUGUGCCGGGCAAAUCUGCCAGUCAGCUGAGCCGGAGUGCCCCGUCUGUCACACCCCCACCACACAGUGCAUCCGCAUCUUCUCCUAAUGCUCCGACAGGAAGGGUGGGGGGUAAAUAUGGGAGAGGAGACUGGAAGAAGACUGCAGUGGGGCACCAGCUGUGGCGGAGGAGAUGGAAAGAUUCACACUAAUAACUUUCACACACACGAUGGACCAUAAUAAAUGCAUUAAUAGAGAUGACGAUACUA